GUUUACUUCCGGUGAUGAUGUCAUCUUCAAAACAAAGGACAUACCACUUUCAGUUCGGACGUUAUAAAUGAUGUACUGCCUGGAGGAACGAGGCAAAUUUACUUAAUCGUGUCACAGGAACUUGAAGUGAUGUGAUGUACUUGAGAAGACAGCCACUGUUCAACAACUUAACUCCUUAAUGAUGAAAGGACACUGAUCUCUAUUAUCAAACUGUGCUCCGGUGUGUUUUGCCUGCUAACAAGGAAAAAAACAACCAAAACCUCCUACAGCCCACUAUCAUUUCAAAUAGUUUUUCGUACAUAAGUGAAUUUCCUGGUGGUGCUUUCAACAAUGGCAGCUGUUUCUGCAACGGUCACAGACCCUAAUGUGGGAUUACCUCAAGAUGAUAAAAACUCUAAUACCAGCUUUGGUACACUAAGAACACGAAGACGAUCGAGCCAUUCACUGAGUCUGCUCACCAUUCCAGAAAUCAAAAUGCAAGGCAGUAGCUCCUGUCCCGUUUACCAAAGAUCCUUCAGCUUUGACCCAGAAGAGACUGUAGAAGAAGGGUGUGAACUUUUCCAACACUUUGUUAUAGAUCAGAUUAAUAAGGAAGGUCUCAAACCUCCAGAAGAUGUCUUCUCGCCCACCGUAAUAAGGACACCUGAUGAAUAUAAGAAGUCUGUGUGGGCUGAAACAGGGAGAGAGCUGCGAAUCAUGGCUGACAAAUUUGCCAAAACCAAAGAGAGACAGAUUGUCAGACAGAAGGCCAAUGCUGUAAGCAUGUGGGGGAUAACAAAGGAGAAGUUUCUCUCCUUACUAUCGAGCCUGUUUAACGAGGGUGGCGUUACCAAAGAGAGGAUCAUGGUCCUGUUUUUCUUCUGCUCGGACCUUGCCAUACGAUCAUUGAGGCAGAACGCAUUAAAUAUGUUCAAGAUGUUUCUGGAGUGGUCACUAGCUUACGUGGCAGAACAGGUGUGUGCCUGGGUGCAGGAGCAUGGAGGUUGGGGUGCUGUUCUUGUAGAUGGGUCCAUUCAGCUGUUUCAGCGAGUACUUGUGGGAUUGAGUAUACUGGUGGUCUCCUAUGGAUUCUACAAGUUGAUUCGCAAAGGAUCGUGAUUGUACUACCCACAAUCCCAUUCAGUCAUGUCGCACUAUCACAUUCAUAAGCACAUACAUUUGUCAUUCACAUGGAUUCAUGUACCAAUAAAUAAUCGUUUUUUUUUUUUUACAUGAAAUUUAGAGAGGACCGAUAGGUAUGGACACUGUUGGGUCAGAUUUGGUGUCCAUGUGAACUACCUAUUUAAAGUGAAAUGUCUCUUGUGAGACAGUAUUUUGUAUAAAAUGUUUUGAAGAGAAUUUUGUGCAUCAGAAGUUGUUUGAAUUCCAUGUCUACAAGCCAUGUACAUGUAUAUUAAUGGUCUCAUUGAGUUUAAUUUUACUGUUAUAACAAUUGGAUUUCAAAGUUUGCUUUAAAUACUAAUUGGCAUGCAAAGUGUCACAGUUUGUUUUGGAUGUGUCAAGUUUGAUAUUGUUGAUAAAUUGAGAAAUGUAUGUAUGUUUUUGUGUUUUUGGAUAUUUGAAACUUGUUUAUUUACCAUUGAAGAAUCACAAUUAUGUUCAGUGAAUGUUGGCACUUAAAUAAUCAGUGUUUUCAAAUUAUGAUUAAGAGCAGAUGUAAUAGAUACCAUGACAGUCUUGGAAAAUAAUACCUUUGUUCAACCUUGGCAACUUUGAUAAGAAAUAUCAAAUGGUGUGGGUUAAUCAAAACAUGUGAGACUUUGUCAAGUUUGAUACUUUAGCUAAAAUAGUUUAAAAAUCCCUUGGCUACUUUGACAGACCAACCAUACACUGUGAAUACUUUAUACGCCCUGAUUACGACUUCAACCAGAUAUUAUGACAAAUAGAUGCAAGAUUUAUUGUAAAGUUAAAAUUUGAAAUGACUGAUAGACUUGUCAGUAAUUUUUACAAUAGUAUUGGAACCCCUUGACUGAAUUGUACAUAAACUUUGUAAAUGUCAAUAGCAAAUAGUGUGAUGAUUUUCUGAAUUACUGGUAUGUACUAUAGCCAUGUUGUGUGCUUUGUGAUGUGUGACAUUGGCUUGUAACUUAUUGUUGACUGAUCUGGUGUGUUGCCUGGUGAUCUUUGCUCGUGUACCGGUAAUGUGGCAGGUGUGUGAUCUUUUUAGACAUGUGACUCAACUUUCAGGGUGUUUUUCUCGUUAUUGGAAAGCAUGAAACCAAAGUACAUUUCAGAGACUGUUACCUAAAACCCAGUGUGCAACAGAAAGGAAACAAUAAACUGUAAUGGAAACGAGAAUUAGCGAGAACAAGCUUGUUGUAUGAAGUUGCAUUUUCUGAUUUUUAGGAAACAGUGUUCUGGUUUUUCAGUCCCUGUCUUGUAUUCUAUACUUUUCCUUUAUGCUUUGCAGAGAUUUUGCUUUCAACCAAAUAAUGAUAUAGUUUUUGUCAAAGAUACUCCAAUAGUCAUAUAUGAAUUGUGGAAUUUUACUUAGAGCACCAUUGUGUGGGUUGGUCACAUUUUACAUUUGUGUAAUACCUGAUGCAUUCCAUGCUUUUUCUUUUGUGCUACAUUACCACCAAAGCUUAAUAUUGCUGAGCGUUUUGGUAAUUAAUUGAUCUCACAGCUAUUGUUGACAUUCUGAGACUCUCUUUCUUGAGGUACAGUGUAAUCCUACUAGUGACAUCCCUUGCCUGCAAAGCCAGGUAGCUUUACAACACAAGCCAUGUUCGUUUCUGACACAGCAAUGUUUGCUUCUGAUACAGCCGUGUUGGUUUCUGACGCAGCUAUUUUGGUUUCUGACACAGCCAUAGGGGCCUACUUUAUGGCACUUCCAUGUUGGUUAAACAGGAAAGAGCCACAUGUGCUUAGAAAACUUAUGUGGAAAGAGUCGGUACACAGCCAUGCUGCUUUACAGCACAGACAUGUUGGUUUAUGACACCGCCAUGUUGGGUUAUGACACAGCCAUGUUGGGUUAUGACACAGCCAUGUUGGGUUAUGCCACAAUCAUGUUCAUUGUAGUGUCGAGUGUCAAACUGCAAUGUGAACAACUUUAGCUCUGUUAAGUCUUCGGGAAAUAUAAAUACCGGUAAUAAAUAUUUCAUCGUGAUUCUUCCCUGACCUAUCACAGUCUAUUAGCAUGGUACCUGAGGGUUUUACUCCACCAAUUCCUUGUUUGUUAGAGAUAGGCCAACUUGGUUUUAGUACCUUAAAUCCCUUUGAAAUGGAUCACACUUUUUGACUCUGGUUGCCAUGGAUUUGGCUAUUUGAGGGUUUUCUUUUAACUUCACCAGUAAAGUGUUAUGAUAUUUUUGUUAUUUAAGCCUGUUAUUAACUUCCGUUGUCAAAAUUUCCAGGUAAUAAUUUAACUGAAUGUAAUUGAAGAGUUAUCACCUGUUUUGAAAUUUGAAAUGUUAAAAUGAAUUCAAAAAUUUCUUGUUGGAGUUUGUGCUGCCUCCCUUGUUACAUGCUCUAUGUUUAGCUGUAAUCAGUUAUGGGGGAUGUUAGCAUUGAUGUGUUUGUUUGGUUAAACUAUAUAUUUUAAUAUGGUUAUGACUGACUACUAUUACAUGUUUGUAUGUCUUGUCAAGGUUUUUGUCUGGGUAAGUAAUCUAAGUAUUCAAUUUCAAUCUCCCAUUCAUCUAUAAUGACUCUAAAUUAACCAAACGUUUGAUUUUAGUUCAUUAUUUUAUUGUUUUUAUAGAUGAGGGUACCAACAAAGCGAUGAUAUUUCUCUAUUGCAAUUUUGGGCUCAAUGAUGUUGUUUUUUUGGUAUUAAGUUUCUUUGCCAUAUUUUCUUUGCUCCCAUCAAUGGAGGGCUACAUUGUGUAGUAAUAUGUGUUUCAUUGAGAUGCAUUCAUUGGAAAACAGCAUGAGGAAAGUAUUGGUCAAGUAUAAUGUGUACUCAGUAAGUUACCCAUUAUGGUAUCAUUUUCAUUGAAGAACAUCUCUGGUGUUUGCUCAAACAUCCAAAAAGUAGGCCUUAUAUAAAUUUGUGUAUAUUGCUUUGACAAAUGGUAACAACACAAUGGGUUAAGAAUAAACAGUAGUCUAGCUGGUUCAAAAGAUGACAAACUAAUGCUUGAAAUUCUUUUUACCAUUGAUUGAGACAAGGGCCUUAUGUUGAUUACAAUGUAAUAUUGAUAGCCCUAGAAUGGAAACAAAACCCCUUCAAAAAAGACGGUAGAAAAGAUUUUUACAUUCCUUCAGCAGGAGAGCCUAUCAUUUUGCAAUCCUACAGGUAUUCUUUGGCUUGUUUGCCUCUUCAUUUAUAAGGUAUCAAAUAAUUAAUGGAAUAAGAAACAGUAACCUGACAAUUUUGGGCAAGCAGGCAAUCAGGCCAAGUAUAAACAGAAUUUACUAUUUUGUAGGUUCUGAUAAGAAUGUGAAUUUUGACUGUUAACAAUGAAUAUGUGACUAGGUCUAGUGGUCCAAGACACAGCGCAACAUUUAUCAUCAUCUGUCCAAGCAUGGGAGUAAUUAAGCUUUGCAGGAAUGUUGGUGUCUGAGAUGGUGUACUCAAUCUUAUGAUCUUCUCACUGUGAACUUGUGCAUGUGCCAGCUACAUGUAGUCAGCCAAGUAUCAAUGUUUUCAGAAAUUUCAACGUUGAUAACGUAUCUAAGCAUAUGGCAGUAUUGAUGAGCUAGUAACAAGUAAAGAUUGUUUGGUAAUUCCUAUAUGUUUUGCUUUAUAAAUUAAUCU
Liolophura sinensis is the source of this 4702-nucleotide messenger RNA. Its product is annotated as apoptosis regulator BAX-like. Gene Ontology annotation, molecular function: BH domain binding. Lineage: Eukaryota; Metazoa; Mollusca; Polyplacophora; Chitonida; Chitonidae. Gene Ontology annotation, cellular component: mitochondrial outer membrane. Gene Ontology annotation, biological process: intrinsic apoptotic signaling pathway in response to DNA damage; release of cytochrome c from mitochondria; regulation of apoptotic process. The transcript has 5 exons. Bases 331 to 1098 code for a protein of 255 amino acids. The record is from RefSeq and is a predicted model, not a curated record.